CAGGAAGUAUGUACUUCGAGGUAAAAAGCACGAAUACGAGUACGUAGCUUCCACGUACCAUACACCUUCUAGUACAUCAUGAGAACGAACAUAAAUUGAAAUUACAGCUGUCAUCGGAAUUCAUUUUUUUGUUUUCUCUGUUCACRACGCCUCUGAUGGCACUUUCCAAAAGAGUAAACGUACGAUACACAAUCAAUCAAGCUCGAGACCCGACAGAGAACUCAAUAAAUCGACCAUGUUGACUCUCCAGCUAUUCCUUUUCUUUCUAGCUCACCAUGCUAUAUUUCCCUACCUCGAAUCGGCAUCUGCCUUUUUGAUUGUAACAACAACCAGAGCAAGAAAAUCACAAACAGCUCCGYCAACAACCCGAUCGCCAUCUUCGCAUCCAUUCUUGACAAAUCAUCCAGUCCCAAACGCCUUCGUUUUGAAUGCCGGCUUCGAACAGCUUCCCGGGGAGAGCAACACCGACUUUAUCAAGCGAAUUACGAGCCAAAGUGACRAUUUUAUGGACCAACAAAAAGCUAAAGCAAAGAAAAUGACRAUGCCAUCGCGACGGGGAAAGUYGUCGUCAAAYGAAUCAAUUACCGAGGAAGGAGAGAGUGACAAGCCGAAAGGAAAAUACCAGCGCAUCGAGGAAUGGGAUGCCGAGAAAAAAGCAAACGGGGAGCUCGCGUGGGAACAAAAGGUGCAAUUCGAUGGCCAAAGGUUCGGAAAUCAAGUCAAACAAGACUCGAUUCUYCGACGCCAUUUGGGAACGUUUUAAUAAUWCUUUUGACAACCRUGGUAGYAUKYUUGGAUCUUAUCGAUCUCUUUUGASGAGUGAASGGGAUCGAGCUGAACAAAAGAGACUURUAGAUUGAAGUUYGUUSACACUGKGAACUCRAAUGGUCUCAUUUUGUAUUCCAUACUUUUGGUGUUUCUUCAAUGCUUUCGGAUCUGAUCGGGCACGUUGUUYUAGAUGGGGCUUAUUCUAGCUAAUUGCCUCUUUCAAUCGAAAGGGAAAGGUCUACCACGUCGGUAGAUUCCGCUUGAUCCCAUUUUCGUAUCGAUGAGGAUUUGGUGACACGGAGGGCUGCUUUGGAUGCCUCCAAUCAUCUCUUCGAAAAAMGGUGACUACCUWCAUGCAAACUAGAGACAAASAGAUGGAGCUCAAUGGAACCCUCAUGUGUAGACARCAAAGAGUAAAUUGUAAUAUUAAAU
Pseudo-nitzschia multistriata is the source of this 1200-nucleotide messenger RNA. The record is from the annotation of a GenBank genome assembly. NCBI's taxonomy places the organism in Eukaryota, Bacillariophyta, Bacillariophyceae, Bacillariales, Bacillariaceae.